AUGGUGAACACGGCGUUGCUCACACUGAAAUCGGAGGUGAAGGAGUAUGGGGACGACGCGGAUUCCUGCGGAGAGAGCACCUCGGCCGACGGAACGCCGGUGUCACACGACAUGCUCGACUUGUUCAGCGGAGGCGUCGACAUUCAGAAGGUCCUCGAAGCUCUGACGACGCCUGCCAACCCCAUUGGCGUCCUUUCGAAGGCCAUCAGACCUAAUGAGAAGCGCUCCGUUAUGCGUCGCUACCGCAGAGGGAAUAGAAAAAAGGUUAUUGGAUUUUCAUACUUCGUUCAGUUAUAGGUGAGUAACAAACUCUUAUAUAAUUGUAUUAUAUCUCUGGAUAAGUAUCGUCAAAUCCCAUUCACCAUGCUUUGAAAUAGUCUGCCUUGUCUGCAUCUCUUUACUUUACGACACGACUAUUAAAUGAAGGAAAUAGAAGGUGUUUGGCGAGAUUCGCCGCUUAGAAUUCAAAGUUUUUCAGCUUUAGCAAGUGGAUUAGGUGUCAAAAUAAGUUUUCUUGCUUUUUUCCUAGGUCUACAAGUUAUAUAUGAAUCGGAUAAGUACUCGCUGAGAUAUCCUCAAAAAACCAAAACUUAAUACACUUUUGAGCGGUACUGUAUGUCUUUUACGAUAAGUAACAUCUGAUAUGAUAAGGUUUAUGAAUUAAUUUCGAAAUUUAGGUCAUCGACAACGGCUACGUGUUCACCUACGACAAAGAUUCUUCUUGCGGCAGACGCAGCUUCUGGCGCUGCGAGCGAAAAAGCGAAUGUCCCGCCAGAGUUCACACAGAUCCAGUCACCAAAUCAGUUUGUCUUUUUUUUUUCAAUCCUAUUCCGAAAAAACUAUAAUAGACUGCUUCAGGUCCUCAAAAGAAUCCACGAGCACAACCACGAGCCGCCCUCGCCUGAAGAGCUGCCUUCGUGGCUCAAAACUGAAGAAGACGUGAUUGUAGUCACCGCUGCUGCUGCUCCCAUCAACAGCGCCGUUAGCUCGGAAUCUUGCCAGACGGCCGCAAAAACAGAGGUGGAAGAAGAAAUGGAAACCGAGAUGACUCCAGCUGCGAACGUCGAUCCGAUGCAACCGAAGAAACGAAAGGAAGAGGAGAACGAGUUUUCUGGAGACGUCACGAAGGCCUCGGAGAGCAACAACGACUUCAAGGAGUUUGUGGACGUGGCACGUCGUAUCAUGCUGCAGUUCGACUCACUUUGGAAAGGCCAAAAGUUAGUUCGACUAAUUGAGCUGCCUGCUUUGCAUGUUAAUUCUCUUCAACCGCGUUUCUCAAUUCAAUUAUUCGCACGUUUGUACCACGGGAGAAUUUGUUUUUCGUUGAACUUCCCGUUCCUUUAUGUCCAUUUAUUCAUUUUGGAAUCUAGCAAGCAGGAAAUCGCUAUUCGAAAUGGAUGGUUUUUACGCGGAUUGCGAAAAUAGCUGAUAAAUCAUGCUGUUUAGAACUGACUCCGUUGUCGACUGCGAUUGUGAGGUUGCCGAUUUUCUCGACUCCCACAACUUCACAGAGCUCAAGUCAACUUUUUCAAAGUGCGUGUUAAUUUGUGAAAAAGGGAUAACUUAAUUUUUGUUUUAAUUGAACGCCAGAAAAUUUGAGAUUUUUUUAACUUUCUUCUGUCUGAAACGCUUAGUUUUUCAAAAAUUUCUUAGCAAGAAAAAAUUAUUGAGUUCAAAAGAAAAUUUUAAAAAAAAUCAUGGUCAUAAAAAUCUUUGUUUGGUCUCCUAAGUUUAGAACCAAGGGCUUUUGUAGAAAUAAGAGCGAUGACUUUUCUAGAAAGAUCAGAAGUUUGAUUUGUUAGAAAUGUCCAACAAAAAAUUACGGCUACCUCGGAGAGUAAAAGAUUCGAACUUGAGUUAGGAAAGGGUCUUAUCAGUAGCUCUACACUGGCUCUGACCAAUACAAAGAACUGAAACUGAAACGAACGGCUUGGGAUGAAUAAUGGAAAGAUAAUUGUUGACGAGUCACAGUUAAGGUUCACGUUGAAAGACAUGCGGAAAUUGAGUGUUGAGCAAAUCGGAUUGGCCGUCGGCAGCGACAUCAACGGCGUCCUGCUGCACAACCUGCUGCACGAGUCAGUUCGCCCCUAAUGACGUCAUUUGUUGGCUGCAGAGAUCCCGCUGACAACCACGACGUUCUGCGGAUUUUCGUUUCCGAAACGUGCAAGGAAGACGGAGGGCCCUUCUAUCAAAUGCUCUGUUUGCCACACAAAACCGAGGUUUCUUUUCAAAUCCCUGUCAACUGUCAAUGGCCGACCCUUUUACAAAGGGCAUUUUCUUCCUCAAUUAAUCAUUUUGGACUCGUCAUCAAGAGGAGAAAAAAGGGAAAGAUAGAUUUUUGUUGUUUUUGAUGAAUGAAGUUAAAUAUUUAAUGAGCGUUGAGAGAAGAAGAAUCGUGGGAUGAACGGGAAAAAUAAAUCGUCGCCUACAUCUUUAAUAAAUAACCUAAAUUUUAUUUUAAUAACACUUGCUUUGUUAGUUUUACUCACUAAAUUGUUUGUUACUUUCAAAACAAUCAUCUCUUUUUUUUUGUUUUGGCUGCCUUCAAACUUGAUGAGAAAAACUUUUUCCGUUUGACGGAACGCGUCCAAAGUCUGAACACACUAUACACAAUUGUGUGCUCAAGAUAGUCACAAGGAUGCGAACCUCGGAAAUCUUAUCGAAAUAGGAUCUACCAGAUGCUCGGAAAACAAUUAACGAGUGCAUUUCAGAAAAAUAUUUCCUCUUAGAUUUUUUCGCUGCUGAUUAUUUAGUUUUUUUAAAACUCUUCACGACAAUUUCGAGAAAAAAAGAAGAAAAAGAAAGAAACCGAAAAAUUACUAUUUCGCGUUUUUUUCGAAAAAUUUUGUGAGUUAGUUUUUUUCAUUUUGAAUAAAUAAAAUUUAUCGCUUUGAAAAAUUUGAAAAAAAGUCUCAGAUUAUUUUUUGGAAGUAUUCUUUUUUUGAAAAAAAUUUUUUUUUCAAAAAUUCUGAUAAGUUACGAAAAAUUUUUCAAUAUAAAUGUAAAGCUCUAAAAUACAUGCAGAUUGUUUGAAAAUGAAACUGCGGAACGUGAUUUACUCUAUUUUAAAUGAAAAUGAACCCCGGAAAGUAGCCUCAACAAAAAUGAUUUUUUUUUGCAGUGAUAAUAGCUGCUUAUUCAAGUUUGAGUUUUUGGCUCAGAGUUGUUAACAAUUUAUUUUCCCAUUUUUUGAGCGGCUCUUCUGAGUUUCUGCUCAGUUUUCGUAGCUUCGUUUAAUAUCUUUGUAAAAUUCAAAAUUACAAGUUAGCAUAAACGUUUUCAAAAGCAAAUUUUUUCUAAAAGUGUUGUCGAUAAACUGAAGCUGUCCAAGAUGAAGGGUUAAAUAGAACGUAGGACAUGGUUUUCGGAACAUUAUUUCAUCUUAGAAAUUACUUUUGAAAUAAUAAAUUUAUUCUAUUUAUUCACAGAAAGCCCUGAGAGAAGAGCUUGAAAAGAUGCUGAUCAAGGUGCCGAAAAGGCUGUGCGUGGCGGGGCCAGGAGAAGUCAACGUCCUGCUGUCUGAUCGCGUAAGAUCUUUCUCUUAUUUCAUUCACUUAUUCACAUACAAAAUGUUCUUUUUGCCAGUUUUUGUCUCAAUUUUCUCGUCUGCAGAUCGUUGCGACCUGGAAGAAUGAGCAAAUCUUCGAGCUGACGACGUCAAAAACCUUCUGCAGACUUCGAUCUCUAGACUGA
This is a messenger RNA of Caenorhabditis auriculariae, 3693 nucleotides long. The record is from the annotation of a GenBank genome assembly. NCBI's taxonomy places the organism in Eukaryota, Metazoa, Nematoda, Chromadorea, Rhabditida, Rhabditidae.